This is a messenger RNA of Drosophila erecta, 5295 nucleotides long. RefSeq names its product vigilin (gene Dp1). The record is from RefSeq and is a predicted model, not a curated record. The transcript has 7 exons. Gene Ontology annotation, cellular component: cytoplasm; nucleus. The coding region runs from base 253 to 4149 and encodes 1298 amino acids. NCBI's taxonomy places the organism in Eukaryota, Metazoa, Arthropoda, Insecta, Diptera, Drosophilidae. Gene Ontology annotation, molecular function: mRNA binding.
CAUCUCUAUUUGCCACGUUCGCUCUUGUUCAUUCACAUUUUACUUGGAGUCGGUAACGUUGAGUUCCGCGUCCGUGCGUUCUGCCUUCCAACAGAAAGUCUGGGUGUGAAUUUACCAAGAUUCCACAGACACCCAAGUUAUCAAACUGGAUUUGGUCAAAGGAGAGUAAACUAGGCCGGAUUUUUUGGAUUUUACAGUACCUGUACUGUAAACGACUUGGAACGAAAAAGGACUUUUCUCUUUUUUUAAGUAAUGCAAGCAGCAGCAGUGAUGGAGGAAACUAACAACGCAACUACCAUCGAGCAGCAGCCCAUCGCUCUCAUCAAUGGCCAAGAGCAGGUGGCCAAUGAGCAGCAACCAUCGUCGCCCACUUUGGUGGCCACGCCCACUAGCACCACUAGCGGCGGAACUGGCAACGCCACACCCGCCUUUAGCUACGACGACCUGUUUCCGGCCCUGCCGGCCAACACCUCGGCUCAAUCGCAAUCCGGAGCUUCUGGUUCGACGCUAGCUCGUGUGACGAGCUCCCAAAAAACGCACAUUGUGCAUGUGCCCUGCAAGGAGCGCAAGUCCACGGAGUCGGAGAAGUUCGGCGAGGGCGAGUCGAAGCGAAUUUGCCAGCAGAUCACCAAGGAGACAGGAGCCCAGAUCGAGAUUGUGAGCGGCAAGAACCAGUCGCUGACCUUCCUCAUUAAGGGCAAGCAGAGCGAGCUGCUCGAUGCCCGCCGUAAGAUUCUUAUGGGCUUCUCCACGCAGGCCAGUCGGCAGGUGACCGUUCCUCGGGAGCAUUUCCGCGUCAUCCUCGGCAAGGGUGGCCAACGUCUGCGUGAACUCGAGCGAGUUACUGCGACGCGCAUUAACAUCCCAAGCCAGGGCGAUGAGAGCGAGUUCAUCACGAUUGCCGGAACAAAGGAGGGUAUUGCCCAGGCCGAGCAGGAGAUCCGUCAGCUGUCAGCCGAGCAGUACAAGAAGUCGUCGGAUCGCAUCACGGUGCCCAAAGUUUACCAUCCCUUCAUCGUGGGCCCCUACAGCGAGAACCUUAAUAAGCUGCAGGAGGAGACUGGCGCUAGGAUUAACGUGCCGCCGCAGCAGGUUCAGAAGGAUGAGAUCAUCAUCUCGGGCGAGAAGGACGCGGUCGCAGCGGCUAAGGCCAAGGUGGAGGCUAUCUUCAAGGAUAUGGAAAAGAAGUGCUCUACGGUCAGUGUGGAGGUAGCUAAGCCGAAGCACCGCUAUGUCAUCGGUCCCAAGGGCUCCACCAUCGCCGAGAUUCUGCAGUUGACCGGUGUGUCUGUGGAGAUGCCGCCCAACGACUCCCCCUCGGAGACGAUCACUCUGCGUGGACCGCAGGUGGCCUUGGGAAAUGCCCUAACCGUUGUCUAUCAAAAGUCUAACUCGGUGAAAUCUGUGGAGAUCAAUGCACCGCACUGGAUCCACAAGUAUGUGAUCGGUCGCAAGGGCGCCAACAUGAAGCAGCUGGAGGAGGACUGCCCUAACGUGAACGUAAAUUGCCUGGAGGACAAGAUCAAGCUAGAGGGAGAUCCCGAGAACGUUGACAGGGCUGUAGCCUACUUGUCCGAAAUCAUCAACAACUACGAGGAGAACUUCACGUUCGAGGUCAUGACUGUUAAUCCUUCGUACUACAAGCACAUUAUCGGUAAGGCUGGAGCCAAUGUGAAUCGCCUGAAGGAUGAGCUGAAGGUUAACAUUAACUUCGAGGAGCGUGAGGGCCAAAACAACAUCCGUAUCGAGGGACCCAAGGAGGGAGUACGGCAGGCACAGCUUGAAUUACAAGAAAAAAUCGACAAACUGGAAAACGAAAAAUCGAAGGAUGUGAUUAUCGACCGCCGUCUCCAUCGUUCCAUUAUCGGAGCUAAGGGCGAGAAGAUUCGCGAGGUGAAGGACCGCUACCGUCAGGUUACAAUCACGAUACCAACGCCCCAGGAGAACACCGAUAUUGUAAAGCUCCGCGGUCCAAAGGAAGAUGUGGACAAGUGCCACAAGGAUCUGCUCAAACUGGUCAAGGAGAUCCAGGAAUCCUCGCACAUUAUCGAGGUGCCCAUCUUUAAGCAGUUCCACAAAUUCAUUAUCGGCAAGGGUGGCGCUAACAUCAAGAAGAUCCGUGAUGAGACCCAGACCAAAAUUGAUCUGCCUGCCGAGGGUGACACCAACGAAGUGAUCGUCAUCACCGGCAAGAAGGAGAACGUGCUCGAGGCCAAGGAACGUAUCCAAAAGAUUCAGAACGAGCUUUCCGACAUUGUUACUGAGGAGGUGCAAAUCCCGCCCAAGUACUACCACUCAAUCAUCGGCGCUGGCGGCAAACUCAUCUCCUCGAUCAUGGAGGAAUGCGGUGGUGUGUCUAUCAAGUUCCCCAAUAGCGACUCCAAGAGCGAUAAGGUGACUAUUCGCGGUCCCAAGGACGAUGUGGAGAAGGCUAAGGGUCAGCUGUUGGAGCUGACCAACGAACGGCAGUUGGCUUCCUUUACCGCCGAAGUGCGCGCCAAGCAGCAGCAUCACAAGUUCCUGAUCGGCAAGAAUGGCGCUUCUAUCCGUCAGAUUCGCGAUGCCACUGGUGCCCGCAUUAUCUUCCCCUCAAACGACGAUACUGACAAGGAGGUGAUCACCAUAAUUGGCAAGGAAGACAGCGUGAACAAGGCCCGUGAGAAGCUGGAGGCGAUCAUCAAGGAGUGCGACGAAGUAACCGAAGGUGAGGUGUCUGUCGAUCCCAAACACCACAAGCACUUUGUGGCCAAGCGUGGCUUCAUCCUGCACCGCAUUUCCGAGGAGUGCGGUGGCGUGAUGAUCUCUUUCCCCCGUGUCGGUACCAACUCCGAUAAGGUGACGAUCAAGGGUGCCAAGGACUGUAUCGAAGCGGCCCGCCAGCGCAUCGAGGAGAUCGUCGCCGAUCUGGAAGCGCAGGUCACCAUCGAGGUGGUGAUUCCUCAGCGGCAUCAUCGCACCAUUAUGGGCGCACGUGGCUUUAAGGUUCAACAAGUCACCUUCGAGUUCGAUGUGCAGAUCAAGUUCCCUGAUCGUGAUGCCACCGAACCCGUCGAGGUUUUGACCAACGGAGGCAGCGGCGAGAAUGGAGGUGAGGAAGGCCAGGAAGGAGAGCAGCAAGCCGAGAAGGAAGCCGAGCAGGAGCCAGUUCGUCAGUGCGAUGUUAUUCGAAUCACGGGAAGUAUUGAGAAGUGUGAGGCCGCCAAGCAGGCUCUUCUUGAUCUUAUCCCCAUCGAAGAGGAGUUGUCGGUGCCUUUCGACCUCCAUCGUACCAUCAUCGGACCACGUGGUGCCAAUGUUCGUCAGUUUAUGUCCAAGCACGAUGUGCACGUGGAGCUCCCGUCUAGUGAGCUAAAGUCGGAUGUGAUCAAGGUCUGCGGUACGCCCGCUCGCGUCGCCGAAGCCCGCGAAGCGCUGAAGCAAAUGAUUGUGGAUUACGAGGCUGAUAGGGCCGAUCGUGAGCUCCGCUCCUUUGUUGUCCAGGUGGACGUAGAUACGGAGUUCCACUCGAAGCUCAUUGGUCGUCAUGGCGCUGUGAUUAACAAGCUGCGUGCCGAUCACGACGUCAACAUUUCGCUGCCUAAGCGGAAUGAACCCAAUGACCGCAUCAUCUCUAUCACCGGCUACCAGGCCAAUGCGGAGGCAGCUCGCGAUGCCAUCCUGGAGAUUGUUGGUGACGCCGAUUCCCUUCAUCGCGAAGUUAUUGAGAUCGAUAAAUGCAUCCACCCCCACAUCAUUGGUCAGCGUCGACGCUACAUUCGCAAGAUCAUGGAGGAUUAUCAGGUGAACAUCAAGUUCCCACCGGCCGACCAGCAAACUAACUCUGUGACCAUCUUUGGCAAGAUAGAAGACGUUGAAACCGUCAAGGAGUUGCUGUUAGGCAUAGCUGAGGACUACGGGAGUGAGUUCUUGGAGAACGCGGCGCUACCGCCGCAGACGAUUGGUGCCUUCCUAACUAGUUCAGGAUCCGGCGUCGGAGGUGCCACCGAGAACGGAUUCGUCAUCAAAGACGCACCGUGGGAGAAGCAGAAGCAGGCCAAAAACCUGACCGCGCCCAACACUCAGUCGCAGGAGGACUUCCCGCACUUCGCUGCUGGCGGGGCUCCGGUGGCCUCCGCGCCGAUCACCUCAGUGUGGGGCCCCAAGAACUAAGUGCAUCGGGCCGAGUGUCCCGAUCGCCAGCAGUAGCAGCAAUACUACAAGUCGGGGUGCGCCGGGGAUCGGAGCUGGAGAUGGACAAGGAGCUGGAACUGGAACUGGAUUAUCGGGCAGUGAGCGGCAGAGCAGCGGCAGUCAUGCGGACAUCUCUUUAGUCGAAAACUAGUGUCAAAAAUAACGGUAUAGGUUGUCUCCCAGGAGCUUUUCUACAACGCAAUUUGUGCAGGUUAAUAGAAAACGAGAAUAACAAAGCAAGCAACUAUUUUUGUAUGAUUUGAUACAGGAUCAAUCAAACACAAAAACCAAACAUAAAACCCUCACACACAACGACACAUACACAUGCUCACACAUAUGAAAUUGCAUUUAUACAACAUAUAGAAUACGAGAAUCGAAACAGACAAUUGACUCACGCCCCCAGUUCCGUUCCCCGAUGUGUUGGCCAAACCCCGGCCACUUUAUACAUAAAACACUUAAUUGCCAAUUUCUUUUUAUAUAACCAUUCUUCAUUGCAACAAAUAAUAUUCUAAUUAGUUGAAGCUCCCUAAAAGUAAGCAGAAAGUUCAGCAAAUGGUUUGUUAAUUGAAUUAAAACUGACUAGCGAAAAACGUUCAAGAACGAAAGUAAUUGUAAGCAUAAAAUGUUAAUUAAUUACAUUUACCUUCUAUCUCCCCCGUUUUGAUUAUACCAUACUCAUAUUUUUCGUAUUUGGAAUUUCCAUUUACCCCCUUCCCAAUUAAGUGAUUAUUAUGAUUUAUGCGAAAGUAAAUGUUAAAUGAACGUUGAUUGUAUUGUAAAAACGUUUCUUACGUUGCGGGCCGAGAGUGGAAGUGGAGAUGGCGAUUUAUUUAAACAGUAAAUAUACACCUUACUUACAUCUAUUAACUAUAUUUCCCAGUCGCCUGCUCCUGCUCCCUAAUCCUCCAGAUUUCUGCCUUCUCUCAUACACACAGCCAUGAUACAGAACCCGAAAAACAAACACCGACUCUGUUCACAUUUCAAAAUGAGUAUCGACAUUUUAAUUUUGUGCAAUCCCCUUGAUUUAUAUUAAAUUGUUUUCGACUUAUGUUUUUCUCCUAAAUAAUUUUCUUUGCGUCGCGGUGUAAAAAAUAUCAAAAAGCAAGUAAAAGAUUUGGAACUCUU